GUGAGGCGGCGUGCGAGGAGCGGCCGACCGGCGAGGGAGCAGCCCCGGGGUUCGCCUCUUUUCAUCUCCUCCAUUGAUGGCCGUUUCUGCCUGAGCCGAAGCUCGACGUUUGCAUUCCACACAUGAGAUUCGUUAACAUGGAGCUCAUCACGAUCUUAGAGAAAACAGUCUCUCCAGACCGCAAUGAGCUGGAGGCGGCACAGAAGUUUCUGGAACAGGCGGCUGUUGAGAAUCUGCCAACCUUCUUGGUGGAACUCUCAAAGGUACUAGCAAACCCAGGAAACAGUCAGGUUGCUCGAAUUGCAGCUGGUCUACAAAUCAAGAAUUCGUUAACAUCUAAGGACCUUGAUGUCAAGACACAGUAUCAGCAAAGGUGGCUAGCAAUUGACAGCAAUGCUCGUCGAGAAAUCAAAAACUUCGUUUUGCAAACUCUGGGAACAGAAACUUACAGGCCCAGCUCUGCAUCUCAGUGUGUUGCUGGAAUUGCAUGUGCGGAGAUCCCCGUUGUUCAAUGGCCUGAGCUCAUUCCUCACCUAGUUGCAAAUGUGACAAACCCUAAUAGCACCGAACAUAUGAAAGAGGCAACUUUGGAAGCUAUUGGCUACAUUUGCCAGGAUAUUGAUCCUGAACAACUACAGGACAAAUCAAAUGAAAUCCUUACUGCAAUCAUUCAAGGAAUGCGCAAGGAGGAGCCCAGCAACAAUGUAAAGUUGGCUGCAACAAAUGCACUGCUCAACUCCUUGGAAUUCACUAAAGCUAACUUUGACAAAGAGUCUGAGAGGCAUUUUAUUAUGCAAGUAGUUUGUGAAGCAACUCAGUGCCCCGAUACAAGGGUGAGAGUGGCUGCCUUGCAAAAUUUGGUGAAGAUCAUGUCCCUAUAUUACCAGUAUAUGGAAACUUACAUGGGUCCAGCUCUUUUUGCUAUUACCAUUGAAGCUAUGAAGAGUGAUAUUGAUGAAGUCGCCCUACAAGGAAUUGAGUUCUGGUCCAAUGUUUGUGAUGAGGAAAUGGAUCUGGCUAUUGAAGCUUCUGAGGCAGCAGAACAGGGAAGGCCUCCUGAACAUACAAGCAAAUUCUAUGCAAAAGGAGCGUUACAGUAUUUGGUACCCAUUCUCACUCAAACUUUGACUAAACAGGAUGAAAAUGAUGACGAUGAUGAUUGGAAUCCGUGCAAAGCUGCUGGUGUUUGUCUCAUGCUGCUUGCGACCUGUUGCGAAGAUGACAUCGUUCCACAUUUACUCCCAUUUAUUAAGGAACACAUCAAAAAUCCAGACUGGAGAUACAGAGAUGCCGCAGUGAUGGCAUUUGGCUCCAUAUUGGAGGGACCUGAACCCAAUCAGCUUAAACCACUAGUGAUACAGGCAAUGCCCACACUGAUCGAGCUAAUGAAGGAUCCUAGUGUUGUGGUUCGGGAUACUACAGCGUGGACUGUGGGUCGUAUUUGUGAGUUACUUCCUGAAGCUGCCAUCAAUGACAUGUACCUGGCUCCAUUACUACAGUGUCUCAUUGAAGGCCUAGGUGCUGAACCAAGAGUGGCUUCUAAUGUGUGUUGGGCAUUCUCCAGUUUAGCAGAAGCUGCUUACGAAGCUGCAGAUGUAGCAGAUGAUCAAGAAGAGCCUGCAACCUACUGUUUGUCAUCAUCUUUUGAAUUGAUAGUACAAAAGCUGCUGGAAACUACUGAUCGGCCUGAUGGACAUCAGAAUAAUUUGAGGAGUGCUGCCUAUGAGGCAUUGAUGGAGAUUGUCAAGAACAGUGCCAAGGACUGCUAUCCAGCUGUGCAGAAAACAACUCUGGUUAUCAUGGAAAGGCUACAACAAGUAUUGCAAAUGGAGUCUCACAUUCAGAGUACCUCAGACAGAAUUCAGUACAAUGAUCUUCAGUCUCUCUUGUGCGCUACCCUACAGAAUGUUCUAAGGAAGGUCCAGCAUCAGGAUGCACUGCAGAUUUCGGAUGUGGUGAUGGCUUCGUUGCUGAGGAUGUUUCAGAGCACUGCUGGUUCUGGGGGAGUGCAGGAAGAUGCUCUCAUGGCUGUUAGCACCCUUGUUGAAGUGCUGGGAUCAGAGUUUUUGAAGUACAUGGAUGCCUUUAAGCCAUAUCUAGGGAUUGGACUGAAGAAUUUUGCGGAGUAUCAGGUUUGUCUUGCAGCAGUAGGCCUGGUCGGUGAUUUGUGCAGAGCGCUGCAAUCUAAUAUGCUACCUUUCUGUGAUGAAAUGAUGCAGCUCUUGUUGGAAAAUCUGGGGAAUGAAAAUGUUCACCGGUCUGUGAAGCCACAGAUUUUAUCUGUGUUUGGGGAUAUUGCCCUUGCUAUUGCAGGAGAAUUUAAGAAGUAUCUAGAUAUUGUCCUGGACACCCUUCAGCAGGCUUCCCAGGCCCAGGUAGACAAAACAGAUUAUGAUAUGGUGGAUUACCUGAAUGAACUAAGGGAAGGUUGUCUGGAGGCGUAUACUGGCAUUAUUCAGGGCCUGAAGGGUGACCAGGAGAAUGUACAUCCUGACGUCAUGUUGGUACAACCAAGAGUAGAAUUCAUUCUUUCCUUUAUUGAUCACAUUGCACGAGAUGAAGAUCAUACUGAUGGAGUUGUAGCUUGUGCUGCCGGACUGAUAGGAGACUUAUGUACAGCGUUUGGGAAGGAUGUACUGAAACUAGUUGAAGCUAGGCCAAUGAUUCAUGAACUUUUGACUGAAGGAAGACGAUCGAAAACAAACAAAACUAAAACUUUGGCUACGUGGGCUACAAAAGAGCUUCGAAAACUGAAAAAUCAAGCUUG
Molecule: messenger RNA, 2767 nt
Organism: Mobula hypostoma (lesser devil ray)
Lineage: Eukaryota; Metazoa; Chordata; Chondrichthyes; Myliobatiformes; Myliobatidae
Product: importin subunit beta-1-like
Exons: 21
Biological process (GO): protein import into nucleus
Cellular component (GO): cytoplasm; nucleus
Molecular function (GO): nuclear import signal receptor activity; small GTPase binding
Source: RefSeq, a predicted model, not a curated record